Schistosoma spindalis is the source of this 2036-nucleotide messenger RNA. The record is from the annotation of a GenBank genome assembly. Lineage: Eukaryota; Metazoa; Platyhelminthes; Trematoda; Strigeidida; Schistosomatidae.
UACAAAUAUGAAGACUGGAAAGCCUGAACACUCAAGAGGGUGGCAAUAUACAGCAACCAAUAUUUUGGGCGAUAAAAGAGAAAGCAUGUGCAAGAAUGUUUUACUUCAGCGAUCAAUCCUAGGACGCAGUAAUACACAUUGCCUAAGAGUCCCUCCUCCACCAUUCACUUACGGAAUGAAAAAUGUCAAAACUAGUGGUGUCUCUGAUGCUCUUCACUGGGUUGAUGAUAUCGCAUUACGCCAGAAGUCCAAUGAUCAUAUAUAUCUAACUCGGGACUUUGUGGCAUUAAACUGUGACAGUGUAAGGCAGGGAGUGACAACAAGCAAGGAAAUGACUCAUUUUAGGGCGUUACACGAUAGAUUGAGACCGAAGCAAGCGAAACGCAGAUCAAGAACGGAGUCACCAAAACUACAUUCGGAUGUCACUCAUGGUGUGCCUAACAAAGCCUCUACGCCAAUCCAAGAAAUCCUUUCAAACAAAUAUCAAAAAGAUUGGAUUGAUACACAGAUGAGGAGAUCAGACAAACUAGAAGCAAAAUUAGUUGGACUAAGGAGCAUGUCCAGAAGAGCUAACCAUCCUGACAUAGAUGCGAUGGUCAAAAGAAAUUGUAUGAGGAAAGACAAAGAAGAAAGCUUCUGGAAGUUGAAGAGGUUUGAACAAAAUGCUGUCGGGCGGAUAAACACAUUUAGAAAUGAAGAAUGUCGAAGACUUGCAUUUGAAAAAGAUAAAAACAGUAAGAUAUCACGAAUCGGAUUACAUGGUCAUGGAAUCCAACGUACAGGAGAAUGUGCAUAAAUACAAUUUGCACUUAUGCUGCACAACUACGAAAAACACAUUUAUUAGGAAACAGCCCAAAGUAAACUAGAAAUCUACAGCAAAGUUGUUUACCUUGAAAACAACAACUUCAUUAUUUAAUCAUCAGUUUUGAAAGCAUUUUAGUGGUACGAUAGGAUUAAAUUGGCCGCAUUCUGUGUGAUGAAUAUGUAAAUAAGGGUCGAGACAGUGCAUCUCACCGAAAUAUGGUCUAAACUAUGUUGUAGUGAAACUAAACUAAAUGCAAAUGAACCUUUAAAAUGCGAUAUAUAUAUUUUUUGUAACUGGACAGAACUAUACUUAAGAAAACAGUGAUUCAAUAGUCUAAACAUAAGACUCUCAUCCACCAACUCAUGAGUUGUCACGCAACACAUGAUCAGUAAACAGGUGUUUAAAAAAAUACUUGGUUACUACUACUCUGUCAACAGCAUGUUUGCAAGCUGUUUAUCAAUCAGAGUAAAAUAUUUUUACAAUAUAAGACAUUUAAAGAGUACUUAAAUUUAUACAAAACAUUAGGACAGAAAUAACUAAGGAUUAAAAUCAAGGCAUUCAACUAUGAAAGUCAAUUUAACUGAAUAGAAAAUUGGUUUUGAGUACCGAAAAAUUGUGUGAGAAAAUUAACUGGUGAAAUUAAUUUACAGAUGCAGAUCGUUCAAAUAAAAGAUAUAAGAAAGACUAGAAAAAGUACCUAACACAAUAUCUCGAUGAAACAGUAUGUUUUCACAGGUUUUUCUUAUCUUUAUCUGUUGAACCAGCUGAACCACACUGAUUUGCAGCGCCAGAAGUUUGUUUCUGGUUAGUGUAUAUUUCAUUUAAUGAAAAAGCAUUAAUCAUAUUGUCCCAAGUGAAUGUGAAUUUCUGUACUGUUUUCUUAGGUGCAUUGAUUAUAGCUGGUCUGCGUGUCAGUUCAUGACCUUGACGAAAUAAAAUCAAAGUAGGAAGCUGUUUAGACCAGGAGGAUGUAUCAAUGUUAUGUUUAACACCGACAUCUGGAUAUCGUAUUACAUCGAUUUUGCCGAACUUCAUAAGAUCUGUUCCAAAUUCUUCUGACAGUUCUGCAAAAAUAGGUUGUAGUUUAGUACACGCAGGUGACCACACAGUAUAAAAAGCAACGAGCCAUGUUACUUUAGGGUUACCACGAAUAACUUCUUGCUCAAAAGUAGUAUCUCGCAAGUAUAAGACUUUAUCGGGCCCAUUAUAAACAGGUUGUUGUAAAAAACAG